This is a messenger RNA of Leptidea sinapis, 2397 nucleotides long. RefSeq lists its product as uncharacterized. NCBI's taxonomy places the organism in Eukaryota, Metazoa, Arthropoda, Insecta, Lepidoptera, Pieridae. Bases 383 to 1879 code for a protein of 498 amino acids. The record is from RefSeq and is a predicted model, not a curated record. The transcript has a single exon.
AUUGUCAAUACCCAUUAAAAAAAUUAAACGACUAGAUUAAAGUUUUACGCGUGAAAAUUUAUAAAAUUAUCAAGCUUUCUUAUUUUAUUUAUUCAAUUAUUGAUUGAAUUCCUACUACGAAGUACCCAAAUAAAAUUAACUGUUGAUACUAUCAUUGCAUUGCAAGGGUUUUUAUUAUGUGACCUAAUUAAUGAAUAAUAACAUUGUAAUCUGUAAGACGAUCCAACCCAAGUAAUAUAAGAUUUAUCUGAUUGGGUUUUAAAAGACUGCAUUACAGUGUUUAAUUUAGGAGGAUCGAGGAAUUAUCAAUGCUUUUAUUGUUUCUUUCUUAGAAACAAAAAUGUGCCUGUUUACGUAUGAUAAUUAAAGAGGCACUAAAUCAAUGAAGACUCACCGGAAAUCGUCAGUGGGAAUCAUGAGGAAAUACUAUCAGUUAAUCCUCAUUAUCGUGUGCUGCGUGAGUAUCGUCACAUUACUCAUGUACCGUCAUGAAUAUUACAAGUUGCGGUAUGUUCUCGAAGUUCUCAAUUUUUUCGGAAAACCUGGGUUAUCAGAGAUAGAAUUCUGUGGCCCUGGAUUCAAUGCUACGAUGUUGUCAGAGUUAUUAAGAAAUUCAUCGAUGGAGAUCAAAGAAACACCAUCACUAUUUCAGGAAAUUGAUGAAAAUUUCCAUUCAUAUUCAUCAUUUUUGCAUUCCUAUGAAAAAUAUGAGCACCUAAAGCAAACUUCCGCACAUGUUAUUGAUACAAUCGUUGUUGGUAAGGCAUACUCAACACCAAACUUUCGAUGCUAUAUUUGGCUUGAAAAUGAUUCAAAACCAAAAUCAGGAAGGUUUAGUUAUAAAAUAAUGUCUGAACCAAUCAACAACUACCGUUUGUAUGUCUUUCAGUGUGUGACUAAUAAAAACUUUGGUAAACCAAUUGGUGUAAGCUUUUAUAUUAAUGAUUAUAAUGUAAAUCCUCUUCAUGCACCAAUUAAUAGAUUAAUUCGAAUAAAUACAAAGAGAUUGGUUAGGAAACACAGCAAUAUAAGAUUUGUUAACACUGUGGUCCCAGCAAUAUGUGUUAUACCUAAUGAUAUUCCAAUUGUGUCUAGAGAUGCCUUUAUAGAGUUUCUAGUUUAUCAUCACAUAGCUGGUGUUAAUUCAUUCACAAUAUAUGACAGUAUGAUUUCUGAAGAUGUUAUAAGAAGGUUGAAUUUGUUUCCAGCAGACCUAACAGAAUGGAACAUACAGUUUUACCCACUAAAUUAUCCUUUUAUAUUUUCAAAAUCUUAUGGUAUUAUAAGAAGUGCUGUGGAACUUGAUUGUAUGUUUCGUCACUUCAAAUUUGACAAGGAAGAAAUCAAUAAAGUCACUCAUAUUGCUGUUAUGUCUUGGGAUGAAUUCCUAGUUCCGAGAGUACAUAACACAAUUCAAGCUUUAUUAAGAGAUGAUGAUCCAAUGCUGACUGUGCAUACAUCCAUGGUUAAGCCCUUGUUAUUCUGUCUGAAUCAAAAUGAUGAUGACAACAUAGACUUAGCAUAUCCGGAUAUCAUGAAGAAAACCCAUUACUAUGAUGUGCCUCAAGAAAAGACACCAAUUGCAAUUAGGAAUUUGGAAACAAUGACUACUUUUGAUGACAUAUUUAAUCUGACUGCUAAUGUUAAAAAUAUUCCUGUAGAUGUACUAGGAGUUCAUAAGUAUAUAGUAUGCAGGGAUGCAAAGAAAUUUAACUCAGAAGGUUAUAAUGAAACAGAAAUGCAGGUUUUCCAACAUAAGUUUGAAGGAGCCAUGAUGAAGUUUGGAGAGAGACUAAUCAGUAACAAGAUAUAUAGAUUGUAUAGGUCAGGUCAAAUUUGGGAGAAACCUAACAAUGAAGUAGUCAGGGAUAUGUUGUAGUAAUUUAUUAUGUCUUUUAUAAUAUAUACUCACUAGAAAUCUACCAUAUUAUUACAUCAAUAUUACCAGUAAAGUUUGCAAAUCUAUUAUCAAGAAAACAAUAUGUAUUUAAAAUUAUUUGAUUCUUCAACUACAAUGAUAAAAUCUGAUGUUACUUGUUAAAAAAAAAGCAAAAAGUGGUUGGCGAGAAUAACUUGAUUCUAUUAAUUUCUACUCAAACCACACAUUUGAAGUGCAUCUUAGAGUUAGACACAUUACUGUACCUGUGUGUACUGCUGUAAUUAUGAAAAAUGAGCUAAAAUCAAUAGUUCCAUCUGCAGUGCAAUGUGAGUUUAGUAGUUGGUUGUGAGAUAUUCAUAUAAUUAUGCUAAGGAACUACUAACUCAACAAUAAAAUACAGAAUAGCACCAUUUUCUAUUGAUUGUUAUGCAAUAAUCCCCAUAAUGCAAAUGCCUGUUAUACAGCUAUUAAAUGUACUCAAAUUAAGGUUUUUUUAUUAAAUGUUGUUUUUGAUCGUU